AUGAAAGUAUCUAUUAAGCAAUGGAAUGCUGUGGCGACAUGGCGGUGGGACAUGCCUGAAGACGAUGUCUGUGGCAUAUGUCGAGUCCAAUUCGAUGGCACUUGUCCUACUUGCAAAUACCCUGGAGAUGAAUGUACUUUACUUAUUGGCAAAUGUGGACACUCUUUCCACAUGCACUGCCUCUUAACAUGGAUUCAACAAGAUUCAGCCAAGGGCCUAUGCCCAAUGUGUCGACAGAAAUUCGAAUGGAAGCAGAAUGAAUAA
This is a messenger RNA of Nannizzia gypsea CBS 118893, 264 nucleotides long. Its product is annotated as anaphase-promoting complex subunit 11. The record is from RefSeq and is a predicted model, not a curated record. Gene Ontology annotation, cellular component: nucleus; anaphase-promoting complex. NCBI's taxonomy places the organism in Eukaryota, Fungi, Ascomycota, Eurotiomycetes, Onygenales, Arthrodermataceae. The transcript is spliced from 4 exons. Gene Ontology annotation, molecular function: cullin family protein binding; zinc ion binding; ubiquitin protein ligase activity. Gene Ontology annotation, biological process: positive regulation of mitotic metaphase/anaphase transition; anaphase-promoting complex-dependent catabolic process; protein ubiquitination. Bases 1 to 264 code for a protein of 87 amino acids.